AUGGCUACUGCUACUGCCGCGAAAGCUGCCACAGCGCCAAAGCUGGAUUCUGGGUCGGUUAUAAAAGAUGUUAACGUUCCUGGCGGACCUAAAACUACCUCAAAAAACGGAAACGGCGCAACGGCUACCCCUUCAUCAAAGAAGCGCAAGGCUGCUACAUCGGACGAUGACGACGAUGACGAUGAAGAGGAAGAGGAAUACUCCAAACCUGCUAAGAAAUCGUCCAAGCCAUCCAAACCCAUUCCAAAGAAACAGAAAGCUGUCACACCUCCUUCCGAUGACGAUGUAACGGAUCAAGAAGAAUCCGAACUAGACUUCGAAGAAUCGGAUUUCUCAGAGGAAGAAGUCAAAAAACCAAAGAAAGGUGGCGCUAGAACCCGUGGCCGCGUUUCCGCCGCCGCUACAAAGAAAGAAACGAUAAAGAAGGGCCCACCACCUAAGCGCGCUGCAGCGACAGCUAGUGCUGCUAAAAUGCAGCAAAAGAAAAAGCUGGACUCUGAUGACGACUCCGAGGUUUCUGAGGACGAUUUCGAGGAAGGGUCCGAAGAGGAGCUUGACGAAUAUGACGACGACGACGCGGAGAGCGCUUACACGGAGUCUGAUGCAUCCGGUUCAGAAUAUGGCGCUUGA
Molecule: messenger RNA, 630 nt
Organism: Orbilia oligospora ATCC 24927
Lineage: Eukaryota; Fungi; Ascomycota; Orbiliomycetes; Orbiliales; Orbiliaceae
Exons: 1
Coding region: 1-630 (209 amino acids)
Source: RefSeq, a predicted model, not a curated record